UCAAAGUAGACUUUGAGAUGGGAUUUGCCCAGUUUGACGUCAGUGUGCCCCUUUAUCAGAACCUCCUUCAUUACUCCAUAGAUUGGAGGGUAAACGCGCUAAUGUGGAACUGUGAUGCCUUGGUGGCUCGCUUGAAUGCCGAGCAACCAGGUUUUAUUCCAUUGUCUGCAAUAAUCCCGUGGAUCAAAGAUCAUCACCACAUGGUGCUCUAAAUUGCGAUUCUCAACGUAUUCGUAUCUAAGACUACAUGCGCAAAUGCAUAUAAAUUAGGAGCAAUACUUACCCGUCCUCAUGGCUAUCAUCUCUACCUACUCUCUUUCUCAUAGUCGACUGUUCAACUGCACAAUGCUACCCUUUUUCAAUAUACCUAUAUUGUCCCUGGCAUUGGCCACACUCCCCCUAGCAUCCGCCACGCAGCAUUGCAAAGCCUCCCCUGGAGAUUCGACUUGGCCAUCUACCAAUGAGUGGAAUGCCCUGAAUCAGUCCAUCGACGGUACCCUUAUAAGAACGGCUCCUGCCGCUUCAUCAUGCUAUCCCGGCAACCCGUUUAGGUCCUCUGAGAAUUGCACAGAUGUGAAAAACCACUGGUCUUAUGCUGCGUACCAUGCGGCUUGGCCUGAAAGUGUCGACUAUUCUAUGUAUGCGAAUAACUCGUGUUUGCCACCCGGAGUUACCGGAUACUCGAAAGAAAAGGGAUGCAGUAUCGGGGGUUUGCCACAGUAUAUUGUGAAUGCUACAACUGAAAAACAUGUUGCUACGGCCAUGAAAUGGGCUUCAGAUAGAAAUAUUCGCAUUGUCGUGAAAGGAACCGGACAUGAUCUCGGCGGUCGCUCCACCGGCGCCUUUGCGCUUUCUAUCCUGACGCGCAACUUCAAGCAUAUCGAAAGACAGCCUAGGUGGCGAGUGCCCGGGACCAACAGUACUGAAGAUGUGGUUGUAUGUGGUAGUGGAAACAACUGGGGUACCGUCUAUACUGCCGUUCACAACAUGAACCGAACAGUUGUCGGUGGUGAGGACGCCACGGUCGGUCUAGGUGGUUUGAUCCAGAACGGAGGACAUGGUCUUCUCUCAAGUCACUAUGGUCUUGCCUCAGACCAAGUCUUCCAAGUAACCGUGGUAACAACCGACGGCCAACGCCUGGUUGCCAAUGAUGUUCAGAACCAAGACAUUUUCUGGGCCGUUCGUGGUGCUGGCGGAGGUCAGUAUGGGGUCGUCACGGAGUUCGUCUUGAAGACACAUGCAGUCCCAGCAAAUGUUGUCAGCGGUGGUUUCUCAUUCCAUCCCCGCGGAAACUCGACCGCUACCGGAAACGCGUCCUGGGGUGCUUUGGCUGAAGUGGUGGCUCGCAUUCCCGACUUGAUGGAUACUGGAAUCAUGGGAACUGUGACAGGCUUCAACAGAAAGAAGGCAGUGACAUACCUGGGACUGAAUGAAGAGCUACCUGGAGCUUCGGGAAUGGUCAGCUUCACUGCGUUCAACAUGACGACCCAGCGCAUGAAUGCCACCCUUCACAAACUUGCGGCCCAUCUUCACCCCGAGCAUGUGAACAUCACCAUCCAGCCAGUGUCUUCCCAGAGUUACUGGUCCUCCACAAAGCCGAAUUUCCGGGCAAGCGCCGCCGCCGGCUCCUCUAGCCUGAUGACGAGCCGGCUUCUGGGCAGACGGGAGCUUUCCAACAUUACUAGAGAAAGCUUGGCCACGUAUCUCCAAGAUAUCAUGAUCUCUCAGGAACCUAGUGCAGGCUCAAUGCUUUUGUUCGGUCUCCAAGGAGGAAAGGGACCUGCUCAUACUCCUGAGUCGCGACGUGGAAGUGUGCACCCUGCUUGGCGUACAGCAUAUGCCCACGCUAUGGUCUACAGUGCUUCUUUGAAUGAUACUGGAAAUCCUAGUCAAGAGUUGAAGGCCGCAUCGGACUGGAUUAACGCAGCCCAAGAAACUGUUUGGCAGAGAUGGGCCCCUGAGAGUGGCUCCUAUAUGAACGAGGGCAAUCCUUUCAGCAUCAACUGGAAACGUGACUUCUAUGGAGACAACUAUGAUCGCCUUCUGGAGGUUAAGCACAAGUAUGACCCCAAUGGUAGUUUGUUUGUUUGGAGUGGGGUUGGAAGCGAUGACUGGAACUAUGAUUUGAACAGUGGUCUGUUGUGUCGCAUUUAGGAAGCUACGUUGAUAGCUUCUUUUCUUUAGCAGUGAAGGUGUUGGAUUAUUUGAGUUGGGUGAUUCCCGGUAUUCUGCGGGUUGUAAGAGGGCUGAUGGCAAAGUGCACAUCGUCAUACAAG
This is a messenger RNA of Aspergillus melleus, 2276 nucleotides long. RefSeq names its product putative isoamyl alcohol oxidase. NCBI's taxonomy places the organism in Eukaryota, Fungi, Ascomycota, Eurotiomycetes, Eurotiales, Aspergillaceae. The transcript has 2 exons. The record is from RefSeq and is a predicted model, not a curated record. The coding region runs from base 292 to 2154 and encodes 620 amino acids. Gene Ontology annotation, molecular function: FAD binding; oxidoreductase activity.